This is a messenger RNA of Sus scrofa (pig), 1455 nucleotides long. The record is from RefSeq and is a predicted model, not a curated record. NCBI's taxonomy places the organism in Eukaryota, Metazoa, Chordata, Mammalia, Artiodactyla, Suidae.
AUGAGGAGCUGCCCUUCCAGUGAUUUCCCCCUGCCCACCCUACCCCCUCUGGAGGGCGUGCUGAGGAGAGAGGAGAGUGUGCCCUGGAGAGCCCUGCCUCAGCUUCAGGCCAACUUUAAGACCAAGGAUGCCCUUUUCACGAUGCUGCAUGACCUCAGACCCCAGGAUCAUUUCAUUAUAAUUGGAUUUUCCAACCAUAUCAAAAUGUGGAAGGACCAUUUGGUGUCUGUCACUCCCAACAACGUCAAAGACAGCAAGGUCCACAUUCACCAAUCACCCUCCGGAGGCACAGACAUCAACAGGGCCCUGCAGAGGGACAUCAUGCUGCUCAACGACUAUGUGGCCCACCACAACUUCGAGGACUGCAUCGUGUCCCUGGCCAUCUUCCUGACAGAUGGGAAGCCCACUGUGAAUGAGACCCACACCCUCGAGAUCCUGGACAACACCCUAGAGGCCGCCAGGGGCCGUGUCUGCAUCUUCACUGUGGGCAUCAGGGAUGACGUGGACUUCAGGCUGCUGGAGGAGCUGUCCCUGGAGAACUGCGGGUUCACGUGGUGUGUCCAUGAGGAUGAGGAUGCCAGCGCCCAGCUCAUCAGGUUCUACAACGAGAUCAGGACCCAUCUCCUCUUGGACAUCUGCAUGGAUUAUCUGCCCAACAUGGUGGAACAAGUCACCAGGACCAUGUUCCCCAAUUACUUCAAAGGCUCAGAGAUCAUUGUGGUGGGAAAGCUGGUGGACAGGGCAAAGGACUGGUUGAACAUGGAGGUCACAGCCAGCAACAAUAAGAAGUUUGUCAUCCUCAAGAAGGAUGUCCCUGUGGAGCCCUGGUGGGUGGGGAGUGAUGUCCCCAGGGGCCCCGGGCCCAAAGGUGGCAGCCAGGAGGACCCCAACCAGAGCUCCUGGCUGCAGAGUGACCACGAACAGGAGAGGGACCCGCUGAGGUGGAAGGCACAGGCCCUGGCAGUGGCCCGGCGCUUCCUCUCACUGUUCACCUUAAUGAAGCUGAGGGGCACCACAGAACACACCCCGGAGGCCACCUACGGCCUGGCCAGCAUGUCAACAGCCACGGGGCCCAAAACAGUGAUGCAGAGCCUGCGGGGUGACCACCUGCAGCCAGGACCUGCUCUCAAGAAACCAAACAACCCAAGAAUUAAAAUCUCUAAAACAUCAGGUCAGUUCCUGAACCAGGAGGCCAGUCUCACCGAGGAGGCUGCUGGGCUUGGCAAGAACCCUACCAAUCCUCCAGUCCCCACAGGGUGGCCACCACCUGUGUCCCACCCCUGGUGGGAGAGGAGGUCCGCCAUCUGCAUGAGCGAAGGAAAGCUGAGUGCUUCUCAUAAACAGGAUGGCCCUCAUGGGUGUAUUUCACGGGCCUGUCUUGAUGCUGCAGAGCCGGCCAGUGGAAUGAUGAAUCUUGCACUUGCAUCUCCAGCCUUGGUCCUGAUUCUGAUCUAA